Messenger RNA from Scophthalmus maximus (turbot), 2195 nucleotides. Its product is annotated as protocadherin-1-like. Bases 46 to 2184 code for a protein of 712 amino acids. Gene Ontology annotation, molecular function: calcium ion binding. The record is from RefSeq and is a predicted model, not a curated record. The transcript has 3 exons. Gene Ontology annotation, cellular component: plasma membrane. NCBI's taxonomy places the organism in Eukaryota, Metazoa, Chordata, Actinopteri, Pleuronectiformes, Scophthalmidae. Gene Ontology annotation, biological process: homophilic cell-cell adhesion.
GCGAUCUAGUACGUUCAGUCACGGAGAGAUACGCUGCAUUGGCUCAUGCCAAGUUCACACCACACGACUUUCUGCUCGCCGACAGAUCCUGGAGUUGCAGCAAAUCGGAGGAAAAUCAGAGUGAAAUCAGGGCUUGCACAUUGGCACUUGAACAGUCGAGACAUGGCGGCGCUGAGGCGGGACGUCCUGCUGUUCCUGACGGUCGCCCUGCUGGUCUCCUGUGAUGCCGCAUUCAUCGACGUUCUGUAUCGUGUUGCCGAGGAGCAGCCCCCCAACACGCUGAUCGGCAGCCUGGCGGCGGACCAGGGCCUGCCCGACACGGGCCACCUCUACAAGCUGGAGGUGGGCUCGCCCUACCUGCGCGUGGACAACAAGACGGGCGACAUCUACACCACGGAGAUCCCCAUCGGCCGCGAGAAGAUGCGCAAAUGCCGCAACAGGCUCUACGGCAACAAGUGCUUCCUGGAGUUCAAGGUGUCGAUCACCGACAUGGUGAAGGGCCUCGGCUCGGGGCCGCGGCUGAUCAAGGGCCGCAUCGAGGUACUGGACAACACGCCGCAGCUGGUCGUCAUGGGCAACCUGGACCGCGAGCGGAAGGACUCGUACAACCUGAAUAUCAGCGUGGUGGACGGCGGCCGGCCGGCGAGGGCGAGCAGCGCCCUGCUGCGGGUCACCGCCACCGAUGAGAACGACAACGCGCCCAGGUUCGAGAGAAGCCACUACGAGGCCGACCUCCCAGAGAACAGUCCGCUGGGACACUCGGUGCUGCAGGUCAGAGCCAAUGACACAGACACCGGCAUCGAAGGCAAGAUCAGAUACAGCCUCCAUAAGCCCUUGAAGAGUGUAAAGAGGCUGCUGCGCAUUGACCGCCUCACAGGCAUCAUAUACGUCAAAGGCCUGGUGGACCGCGAGGAGGAGAACGUCCUCGAAUUCUUUGUGGUCGCCAAACAUCGUGGGUCCAACUCUAAGAACUCCACGGUUCAGGUGACCAUCAGUGUCAAGGACCAGAAUGACAACCCGCCGGCGAUCGAGAUCCAUGAUUUUGGCUUGGUGACACACCACGACGGUGUGGCCAACAUCUCUGAGGACAUGCCCAUUGGCACCAAGGUGGUGCUGGUCCUGGUGUCGGACUGUGACGAGGGGGAAAAUGCGGUGGUUACGUGCGUAGUUACCGGAGAUGUUCCUUUUCAGCUCCAACAUGAUAUUGAGUCGGCCAACAAUCGGAUGAGGAAGUACUUCCUGCAGACAACUACCCUGCUGGAUUAUGAGCGUGUUAAGGAUUACAGAAUUGAAAUUGUAGCAGUGGAUGCUGGCGACCCUCCUCGAUCCUCUUAUGUAGGUGUGACCAUCAAUGUCCUGGAUGAGAAUGAUAACGCCCCCUAUGUCACCAAACCGGCCAACUCCUCCUACACCUACUUGACACCUGUCACCCCACCAGACACCCGGGUGGAGGUGGUAGAGGCUGAGGAUAUUGACUCUGGACCCAAUGCGGAGCUGGUCUUCACCAUCACAGGUGGCAACCCGUUUGACCUAUUUCACAUCUCGCCAAGCAGCGGGGAGAUCACACUGGCAAAGGAAUUCACCGGUAAGCACAAUGGCCUGCAUCGCCUUGUGGUGAGGGUAAGCGACAAAGGCAAACCUCCCCGCCACACCACUGCCCUGGUCCAUGUUUUUGUCAACGACACCAAGUCCAAUGUCUCUGUCAUCGAGGCGCUGGUUGGACACAGUCUCUACACCCCUCUGGACAGGGACAUUGCCGAAGAUCCCAACUACGCUUUCGCUCAUUACAGCAACAUCCUGUAUGGCAGCCUGGCGGGCAUCGCUGGUGUGAUUCUGGUCAUCGUUGCCGCGGUGGUCAUCGGACAUCGGCUGACCAAGGAUGCCAAGAGCGGCUACCAGGAGGACAGCCUGCAGAAAGGCUUCUACCUCAUAAACGAAAGUGUCACCGACAUUCCCAGAAUCCACCUGCCCCUCAACUACCCACCGGGAAGCCCUGAUCUGGGCCCCCACUACCGCUCCAACUCCCCCCUACUCUCCAUCCAGCUGCAGCCAGUGUCGUCCGAGAAGCACCAGGCUGUUCAGGAUCUUCCUGUCACCAACACCUUGGUGGGAAGGGGCGACAACAACUCCACAGGCUCCGACCAAUAUUCGGAUUACAGCUACAAGGCCAACCCGCCAAAAUAAAGCAACAAACA